AUGGCUCGCAAGACGAAGACCAAAGCCGCACCGGUCGAUCCAGUCUUCUCCUCCGACUCAGAACCUGAAGCCGGCUCAGCCAACGAAGAAAUCGACAUCAGCGAGCCACCCACCACGAUCAACCCCUACAGCGUCCUCUCAGUCCCCUCAACCGCCACCCAAGAAGAGAUCAAAACCGCCUACCGCAAACUCGCACUAAAACACCACCCGGACAAAGUCAGCCCUUCGGAGCGAGAUAGCGCGCACAAGAAAUUCCAAGAAAUAGCGUUCGCUUACGCGAUCCUCAGCGACGAGCGGCGCCGCAAGCGGUACGAUGUGACAGGCAACACGGCCGAGUCGGCCAACGUGGACGACGACGACUUCAACUGGACAGACUUCUUCCGCGAAAUGUCGGCGCAGGUUGUCAGCGGUGAGCUGAUCGAUCAGGUCAAGCGGGGGUAUCAGGGGACUGAAGAGGAGAAGGAUGACGUGCUCGCUGCGUAUGAGGAUUCGCAGGGCGAUCUUGAUGCGGUGUUUGAGCGGGUCAUGUGUUCGGAGGUGUUGGUGGAUGAGGAGCGGUUCAGGAAGAUCAUCGAUGCCGCCAUCGCUGCGAACGAGGUCGAGGCUUAUGCCAAGUACACGAAGGAAGGGAAGAAGAAGCGCGAGAAGCGCCGGGCCCGUGCGAAGAACGAGGAGCAGGAGGCCAUGGAGCUCGCGGAGGAGCUGGGCAUCAAGGACAAGUUGUUCGGCGGCGGCAAAGGAAGUAAUGGUGCGGACACGAAGUCUCCUGGCUCCAAGAAGAAGAAGCCAGCCAAAGACGCAGACGGCGACACCUCUGGACUCAUGGCUCUCAUCCAACAACGGCAAAAAUCCCGUGCUGCGAACUUCUUCGACGAUCUCGAGGCCAAGUAUGGAGGAGGCGGAGGCAAGAAAAAUGGUGCGAAUAAGCGCAAAGUCGAGGACGAGCCGCCCGAGAAGGCGUUCCUCAAGAAUGCGAAGAAGGGCAGGAAGGCCGGCAGGGCUUGA
Molecule: messenger RNA, 1005 nt
Organism: Exophiala bonariae
Lineage: Eukaryota; Fungi; Ascomycota; Eurotiomycetes; Chaetothyriales; Herpotrichiellaceae
Exons: 1
Coding region: 1-1005 (334 amino acids)
Cellular component (GO): nucleus; cytoplasm
Molecular function (GO): heat shock protein binding
Source: RefSeq, a predicted model, not a curated record